CAGGAGCGCGUCACCGCUUCUGAGGAGUUAAGUUAGUGUGAACCGGCGGUGUGUUUUAGUUGUUGUUCCUCCACAAAAAUCCAACUUCAGCAAGAAAAUCACGGCAAUACGAGCGGCGGAGGCACCUUCACCUCCGUUCCUACGGUCGACAGUUGCCCUCCAGCUGUUGUGGUGUUUGUUUGGGACCCACAGAUCGACCCAGACUGGUGCUAAGGGACAGCAGCUGACUUGUCCUCACACAUUUUGCCUCUGCGCUGUAUGUGCGGCAAUAACAUGUCAGCGCCUUUACCUGCCAUUGUGCCUGCUGCCCGUAAAGCCACUGCGGCGGUGAUUUUUCUGCAUGGCCUUGGUGAUACGGGGCAUGGCUGGGCAGAAGCUUUCGCAGGCAUCCGGCUGCCACAUGUGAAAUACAUCUGUCCACACGCUCCCACCAUGCCUGUUUCCUUGAACAUGAGGAUGUCCAUGCCUUCUUGGUUUGAUAUCUACGGCUUGAGCCCAGAUGCAGAUGAAGAUGAGACUGGAAUUAAAAGAGCUUCAGAGAACAUUAAAGCCUUGAUAGACCAAGAAGUGAAGAAUGGGAUACCUUCACACAGAAUUAUCCUGGGUGGAUUUUCACAGGGUGGAGCACUGUCUCUCUACACGGCUUUGACAACCCAGCAGAAGCUAGCCGGUGUGGUCGCUCUCAGCUGCUGGCUCCCUCUCCGCAAGUCCUUCCCUCAGGCCUCCGCCAACAGUGCUAACAAGGACAUGCAUGUCCUACAAUGCCACGGGGAUUCGGACCCCCUGGUCCCCUUUAUGUUUGGCAGCCAGACAGCCGAGAAGAUGAAAAGCCUCAUCAAUCCGUCCAACAUCACCUUCAAGUCGUACCGAGGUCUACCUCACAGCGCCUGUCCAGAGGAAAUGGUGGAUGUUAAACGAUUCAUAGAGAAGCAGCUUCCUGCCAUCAGCAACGAGUGAACUCCGGAGUAGACGCACGACCGCACAGCAACAUCUGAGUCCUUUGGGCUUGACUCCAGUGAGGGGACUCCACGGACUUGAGGAACCACUGACUUACUUGACAACAAAACCACGCUGCUACUCUUAGAGCCAGACAGGACUGGGGCUACACGUUAGCCCGGGGCAGGCAUGACUGUAAACGAUGCUGCACCCUGACCUGGAGCCACACACCAGUACUCAGUGUUACAGUAGAGUAACAUUAGUUGCUUGAUUGUUAAGAUAUUUGACAUUGAGACAAGCCAUUUCCUGCGGGAAACGUAUGUAUUGGAAUGACUAGGGCUAUAUGGUUUAAUACCGACUAUCUCACAAUAAAUGGCCUGUUGUUAAAUGUU
This is a messenger RNA of Morone saxatilis (striped sea-bass), 1328 nucleotides long. RefSeq names its product lysophospholipase 1 (gene lypla1). The coding region runs from base 259 to 957 and encodes 232 amino acids. The transcript is spliced from 9 exons. Gene Ontology annotation, molecular function: carboxylic ester hydrolase activity; palmitoyl-(protein) hydrolase activity. Gene Ontology annotation, cellular component: cytoplasm. Lineage: Eukaryota; Metazoa; Chordata; Actinopteri; Moronidae. Gene Ontology annotation, biological process: protein depalmitoylation. The record is from RefSeq and is a predicted model, not a curated record.